CCGGAGGAAGAAGAAUAACGUAAACGUCAGGUUGAACUGGGAGGUGGUGUCCAUCUUAUUUACACCGGGAAGAGUGCUAAAUAUUUGGUUUCUCGGAUUUUUCAGGAGUUAAAAGUUGAAAGCCAGGUCCUCAGAGAUGAGCAGUUCAGAAGAAGUGUCAUGGAUCUCCUGGUUUUGUGGGCUAAGGGGGAAUGAAUUUUUCUGUGAGGUAGAUGAAGACUACAUCCAGGACAAGUUCAACUUGACAGGCCUCAAUGAGCAGGUUCCCCACUAUCGCCAGGCCCUAGACAUGAUCCUGGAUCUUGAACCAGAUGAGGAGCUGGAGGACAAUCCCAAUCAGAGUGACCUGAUUGAGCAGGCAGCUGAGAUGCUGUACGGCCUCAUCCACGCACGCUACAUCCUUACUAACCGAGGCAUCGCACAGAUGUUGGAGAAAUAUCAGCAGGGAGACUUUGGCUAUUGCCCCCGUGUCUAUUGUGAGAAUCAGUCUAUGCUCCCUAUUGGCCUGUCAGACAUCCCUGGAGAGGCCAUGGUGAAGCUGUACUGCCCUAAAUGCAUGGAUGUCUACACACCUAAGUCAUCCAGGCACCACCACACAGAUGGAGCUUAUUUUGGCACUGGCUUCCCCCACAUGCUCUUCAUGGUUCACCCUGAGUACAGGCCCAAGAGGCCCGCCAACCAGUUUGUGCCAAGGCUGUAUGGAUUCAAGAUCCACCCCAUGGCUUACCAGCUGCAGCUGCAAGCCGCCUCCAGCUUCAAGAGCCCGGUUAAGGCCAUCCGCUAGCAUCCAUGACUGAGGAGGGGGAGAAAGAUUUGUUGAGAGAGAGAGAGAGAGAAAGUAGAAAUUUGGGGCGGGGGUCACCUGCAUUUUACAAAGCCUAUCAGAUGCUCCCUCCUCACCCUGAAGACUAUGAUUUUUGGUUUAGGGCAAAUGAAAACAAAGUGUAAAGAUUUGAGUGUGAGUGAGACAUAAAAAUGCACAGCCAUGAUCUUAAUCACACAUACCUAAAAAAUACAUAAAUGCAUCCACAUGUGGGAUUCCAUGCACGUACCUUACUAAACUCAUCAGUGCCAAAAACAGGAGGUGAAGAGAGAAGACACUGAACAAUACAGGAGCUCCAUGUUGCUGCCACUGUGCACUCACAUUACCCUGGUGACAAAAGUAUGUGGUCAUUGGGUGACGUGAAUGGGUUUUUAAGUACAUGCUUUUUAGACAAAAAGCUGAGAAAGGUGCAGUGGCCGAGUCAGUUUUCACCUCUGGCUCUGCGUUGUUCUGCAUUUGGCACGGUUUGGUAAAGGGUGGUGGUUAAUCCUCUUUUCCCCCAUCAGCCCCCACUGCAUGUACACUCAGGCUGGCACUUGCAGGGACAAUUUGGAUGGAGGUGACGUGUGUUUUUCUGUAUCACCUGUCUGUAGGAAUUGGUUUUUCUUUUAUUUUGUUGCCUAAAGUGUUCUGUUAAAUUUCUUAGGAUACAGAGAAAACACCCAGAUUGUUUUUCUUGUUUUAACAUGAUUUACUGAAUUGUUCAGACAGUUGUAAUUAUCCUGUGUCGUUUCUCCACCUGUCUGUGCCAGACAUGUUUCUAUUGGUACCUAACUAAGUGAGAAAAUAAGCCCAUACACCAGCAGCCACAGCUGCAUAUUGUCACCCCCUCCCUUGUAGCUUCACCUUCCUAAAGAGAUAGUUUGGCAUUUUGGGAAACAUGUUUGUUCCCUGUCUGACAGCGGAUCUGUACAAAUUUAUCUUUUACAGAUUAAACAGACAAGAUAUAAUGUGUUAGUAGUGAAUAUGUUGACAGGAGCUAAAGUUGGUCUUCAUAUUUCAUUAAUUUGUGCAAAAUCUGAAGAGUAAAAUGCCAGAGCUGUUUGAGGGAGAGGGUUUGUGCCUGUUGGCAGGAGUCCAAGCCAGGAAUCAGUCCGCCACAGACCCCACCACAUCCAUCCCAUUAUUUUUGUUACUUUGUUUUUUAGCAAUUUUAUACAGAUUAGACCAACAGGAUAUACACCUUUGGAAGCUUUAAUUGGGCUGGUUAUGUGGUUUUUGUUAUCAAGCUAGACUAGCUCCUGUUUCUAGUUUAUUUUUGUUUUGUUUUGUUGCUGGAACAGAUAUGAUUGUGGCAUCAGUUUCCACAUCUAACUCUGUGCUGGAAAGCAAAUCUUUCCCAAAUGUCAAACUAUUCCUGUGAAGAUUGAGGAGGAGAGUCAGAGACAGAGGAAUUUAGACUGAAUCCUUCAGCUCACUCCACCACUGCACUACUGGUGUCUCUGCAGCACAUUCUGAUUAUUUAUGUUCAGGUUUAGGGACAGACCACCAGCCACUAGGUUUUGUUUUUGAUAGAGUAGGGCACAUACUCGGGUGCCCUCCCAUUCACUUCCUCUCCUUUUUUACUUUUUUUUUUAAUUUUUAUUUCCUGAUACAAGUUAAAAAGUAUUUAUGUGUUCAGAUUUUAUCUAAUAUUGUCUGUUGUCUUUCUCCAACUGUGGAAGGGUGAGCAAGCAGGAUUCAAAAUUCUCAAUAAACAUAUAUUUUGUUUUCAUA
Messenger RNA from Monopterus albus (swamp eel), 2539 nucleotides. It is a transcript of the gene csnk2b, whose product is annotated as casein kinase 2, beta polypeptide. Bases 137 to 784 code for a protein of 215 amino acids. Gene Ontology annotation, cellular component: cytoplasm; protein kinase CK2 complex. Lineage: Eukaryota; Metazoa; Chordata; Actinopteri; Synbranchiformes; Synbranchidae. The record is from RefSeq and is a predicted model, not a curated record. Gene Ontology annotation, molecular function: protein kinase regulator activity. The transcript has 7 exons.